Molecule: messenger RNA, 3591 nt
Organism: Brugia malayi
Lineage: Eukaryota; Metazoa; Nematoda; Chromadorea; Rhabditida; Onchocercidae
Gene: Bma-trpp-9
Exons: 25
Coding region: 1-3591 (1196 amino acids)
Cellular component (GO): trans-Golgi network
Source: RefSeq, a predicted model, not a curated record
AUGUUGGAAGCAUCAGUUCCAACAGUAGAGGAUCACUGUCGAGUGCUUAUUUACGUUAAACAAUUUGAUCCUCAAUCACCAGCUUUGUUUAAUUGUCUUCUAGAACGAUUACAAAGAGUGCAUUGCUUGCAAGUGUCAGAUAACCCGAAAAGAAUUUUCAAUGCUGAUUUUAGUGCAACAAUCAACACAGAUCUGCUCAGAUUUGGCGAACUUCAGGCUCAUCGUCGUAUUAUUGGGUUCAUUGGCGUUGUUCAAGCACCAACUGAAAAUGAGAAAGAAGUAACUUCACAGCAAAUUUCCGAUGUAGAUACUGUAGAAGAUCGUAGGGUUAACGUUUCGAAUCCGAGAGCACAUUUUUUUGCGGAAAUCAAGGAGCAGUAUGAUUUUAUAAAGGUUGAGUACGCAUCAACUGUUGUGGAUUCACGAUGUGUCGUUAUCGGAUAUCCAGAAGAAUCUAUAAAAGCGUUGUGUUCGUCACGAGAACUGUUUUAUUUUAAAAGUCUCGAUGAUGCGGAUUCACUGGAAAUAGGUAUUCGGGAUUUUUUGCGCUCUAUUUAUUACGUUCUGGAAAGUCGUCGGCUUGAUCUUUCCUUUGAGAAGUUGGAGUUUCCGCCAUGUCUUGCUCUGAUUGAUGAACAAAAAUACCGUCAAGGUUUGGAAAAUAAAACUAGCAAAAUAUACAGAAAAAAAUGCAUUGGUCGUCUUCGAAAACAAGUUGCUGAUUACACGCUCAUGACUGGUUUGCCCACUUUAGCAAUGGAUUCCUAUCAGUCAGCUAUCGAAUUCCUCAAACAGUCCAACGAUUUACUCUGGCUUGCUGCUGCUUACGAAGGCUGGGCUUGUGCGGCGAUAAUUGCAAAGUAUGAUUUAGCAGAUGAAUGUCCUUCUAUUAGUGGAAUGCAACGAAUCUCAUCUAUGACUUCCGAACAGAUUCUUUCGGCGCGUAAAACAAGUCAGUCUGGUACCGGAUCUAGGAAGAGUGCAAUCAAUUACACAGAAAUAGUUGAAAGAUUCAAAUCAGCAUUGGAAAGCUAUGAAAGAUUUUCAUUUGCCGCAUGGGUCGAAUAUGAAUGUAUGAUGAAAGCUGCUUCUGUUUUUCGAGAUCAGCGUUUGUAUGCAGAUAUGGAGGAUUUCAUAAGAGAACAUAUUGGUAAAUAUCUUGAUGACAGCUUUGAUCAGUUUGGUCACUUCACAAAAGCUCUGAUAUGUCUUAAUUCUGCAGAAGUAUAUCGUAAAAUUGGUUUUAAUCGAAAGUGUGCAUUUUUUGCACGUCUGGGGGUUUUGUUUCGCUUACACAUAACAGAGAGCGGGAGUCGCACUGUUGCGGACUAUCGACAAGUGUAUCCAGUACUAUACCGAACACUAAUUGGUUAUGGAGUGCCUGAAAAUCCAAAAGAAUUGUCAAGCGAUUUAAUGAGAUUAGGGCCGGUACAUAUUCAAAGAAAAGCUUUGCAUGAAGUGUUCAUGAGCGCAUUACGUGCCGAGUACUACGAUGCAGCUAUACGCCAUCUGUGCUAUAUUUUGCAGGUGUAUUAUGAUUAUAUGGAUCAGGAAACAUCCGAGCGAAUGCUUGAAGAGUUUACCAAAUUAGUGGCAUCGCGAGAUGUUCAACAUCAGCUCAACGAGCACAUUUCAUUACCGCAGCAUGGACUUAUUAUACCGCCAAUUCAGAUGAUGCGUUUCCCGAAGCUUGAGAAAUUCGCAGUUUGUUCACUUCCGGGACAUCUUGCUGCCACAACUAUUCGACCAAAGCUUCAUUCCGACAUAUUCAUAUAUUCUCCAUUUCAACAGGAAAUUACUUCGAAAGUUACUUGGGUUCAAGAUUGCGCUUGCGAGGUUUCCGUUUCUGUAAUCAAUUGUCUGCCGUGCGAGUUAUCUGUAUCCAACCUCGAAUUACUUUCUGAAGGCUGCGCUUUUGAGCCAAUUCCUGUGCGGCUCACUUUGCCUGCAUGUAGUGGUAACACGGAAGCCGUAGACCUGAAACUCAUUGGGGUGCCUAGGGAAUCAGGACGGCUCACUAUAACUGGUUAUUCAUGCGAGAUACUGGGUGUGCGUAAUGUUUGUAAAUUACGGGAUUUUCCAGAACGUGUUAAAUCGAAGGGCUUUCUCUCAUCAAUGUUUGAUAUUGAGAUAUUGCCGGCUUUACCUGUUUUGGAACUAAAAACCUCGCUGAGUCGAGCUCCAAUCUCUGAAGAUGACAUUGAACCAACCGCAGAAAUAACUGUUUAUUCUGGACAAACCUUCGAACACAGUGUGUCAUUGGUAAAUACUAGUAAAACUAUUACAGUAAGGCAUGUUAACUUGGUCAUUCGACAACCGAAGGUUUGUGGUGGUCCUUGUAUGAUUGAAAUUGCUAGCCCUGAGUGGCUGGAUGAUAAUGAUAGUACCACUGAGUUAAGGAGGAUCGAACCCUUGGAAAGGAAACAAAUCAAAUUCAGAAUUUUUGGAAUUGAUCCAUCGGCUAUGGCUGAAGAUGGUUCACAAAAGGAGCGAGAUAGUGAAACAGAGAUUUCUACUUGCGAUGCUCCAUCUAUUGAAGAAGCACAUGACCGAAUACCAUUUACCGGAAGAUUAUUAACUUGUGAAUUCAUUUUUUAUUAUCGAGCUGAUAUUGAUGGCCCUAACGGAGAACAGUACGAAAGGCGUUGUCGAUUGCCUUUAGCGGUAUCAAUUGUCCCUGCGGUAACAGUUGCUGCUUGGCAUGUGUUGCCUGGUGAUGGGCCGACAACAAGAUAUGUAGUUGUGGAUGUGACAAAUAAUACUGAGUGGGAUGCUGAAUUAACUUAUGGGAAGGAUCGAGUGAUUGGCGUACAGCCUAAGGAGUUUUGCAGAGUACCGCUGCUAUGCAAAUGUUGUUCUGAAGUAGCAUCAAAUGCAUUUCAAGAAGCAGCCAGUCGUGCAUCUCACAUGAUGCAAAUGCAGGAAAUGGAACGGUUACGACAAAUUCUAGAACGUCAUGUUUCCUGGCAUCUGGAUAUUCGUUGGUCUAUCUCCAGUUCAAGUCUUUCAGGAUCAGUACCCGUCGGUCCCUUGCUAUCUUCUGUUUCACUCCUGAAACAACUUGUAGUACCAGUGAUUUCUGUUCAGGCGAAUGUAAACGGAAUGCCGUUGUUGAAUGACGAUGAAAUUACUGUUGGUAUCGGUGAAAUAGUUCAGCUCAGUUUAAGCUUAAUUACUCCUACAAACGACACUCGUUCGUUUAGUGGUUUAAUACAGCUGCAGUGUUACCGCGAUUUACAAAAUGGGUCCGUCAUUGAGAGUGGUGAUAAUAUGAUUGUGUUAAAUACUGAAAGUAUACCAUUUCAAAUAGUGCAGAAGGAAGGAACGGUUGAAAUAGCUACUCUAUCUGCGGCAGAUACAGUUUCAGUCGAAAAUGACUAUGCACCAGUAGCAACUGUUAAUUUCAGUAAGAAACCUGUGAAACGAGUGGUUAUUCAGGAAAUAUUUCAUGCUAAUUUCCAACUCCUGUUUCGCUAUGAAGGAGCGCAUAAGAUCAGACCGCUCAUUAUUUUGAAUGAUAAAUCUAUUAUCUCGUCAGAUGAAUUGUUCUGUUGUGCUAUUUCAUUCAGUGUGAUCACAAAGGUUUCAUAA